Messenger RNA from Metopolophium dirhodum (rose-grain aphid), 1449 nucleotides. RefSeq lists its product as uncharacterized. NCBI's taxonomy places the organism in Eukaryota, Metazoa, Arthropoda, Insecta, Hemiptera, Aphididae. Bases 1 to 1449 code for a protein of 482 amino acids. The record is from RefSeq and is a predicted model, not a curated record. The transcript has 6 exons.
AUGCGACACGCCCGAAGAAGAUCAUUGCCUAGAUUGCCUAACUCACUGUUAGAUUUGGCAACUCUAUUUGACAAUGGCCAGCUAAAUCGGUUUUCUUGUUGCGACUCUCCUUUUUUUAGAGGAUGUGUUACAGAUGUGGAUGGAAGAAGUAGCAUCAUUUUUGGAUGUAUGAAUUUAAUUGUUAAUGUUCUGCAAAAUGGUGUGACAGAGUUACAUGCGGAUGCCACAUUCAAGGUUGUACCUAGAAACAUGGGAUACCAAUUACUAACCAUACAUUGUAUGAUCGAAAACCAUUCCAUACCUAUUGUCUAUAUUCUUAUGGAAAGUAAGUCGCGGAAUUCAUACAACUGUGUUAUGCGUUUUGUAAAAGAUAAUCUUUUACCAAACUUAACGGUUGAAGUCAUUAUAACUGACUAUGAGGUGGCUCUGAGGGAUGUUUUGAUUUCAUCAUUUCCAGAAGCUCGUUAUGCUGGUUGCUGGUUUCAUCAUAACCAAGCUGUAUGGAGAAAAAUGAACAGUUUAGGAUACUUACAUCAUCUAAAUAGUAACGAUAAUGCCCGUAAGGUAUUGAAACUCCUUAUGUCCCUUCCAUUAUUGCCAGCUAGAGAUAUGGAGAAUGGAUUUUUCUUAAUUAGAGCAUUUGCACGAAAUCAUGAUGUCCACUUGGAGAGAUUACUAAGUUAUUAUGAAAGAUAUUGGUUAAGAAAUAUUGGUCCACAAGUUGUGUCGGUUCAUGGACUGCCUCGUCGGACAAAUAAUAACAUUGAGAGCUUCCAUAACACGUUAAGAUUAAAGUUCUCUGUUGCGCAUCCAAGCUUAUGGGUAUUUCUAGGCACUUUAACUACUUUGAGUACCAGUUACCAUUUGGUUAAUCAACAAAUUUUGAACCACUUGCGUCCCACUAGGCAUGUGAGGACCAAGUUUUUGGCUAACUCUCACAGGAUAAAAUAUGCUACAGAGCAAUACCAAUUAGGACAAAUAUCAAUAUGGCAAUUUCUUCUGCGUUGUUCGUAUACCAGCGCAGCAUAUGAAUUAAGGCUGCGAACCUGGGCUUUGAGAAUGAACGAUGCUGAUGUUGAUGGUGAAUCAGACCACAAUGUUCCAGCAGAUGCAGUUCCAGUACCAAAUCACAUUCCCAAUGUUAUUAAUCCACAGCCAGUUGAAAAUAAUAACUUGCAAUUGGAUCUGAAUCAAACGUUUAAUGAUGCACCAGGUUCACCGCAAACUAUGAACCCUCCAGAUUCGCCAAAUGUACCUCAGCUGCCUGACAACAGAAACUUGUGUAUGACAUGCUUGGUAGUGUCUCUAGCUGAAAGUGAACAGCAAUAUAUAGUAUUACCAUGUGGUCACGCAUGGGUGUGUGAUGUGUGUGUAAGGCAGUUGGAACAACAAAACUCUGUAUGCCCAAUGUGUAGAGCAGAAAAUGUAAUUUUUCAACGGAUUUCCUAA